This is a messenger RNA of Rotaria sp. Silwood1, 714 nucleotides long. The record is from the annotation of a GenBank genome assembly. NCBI's taxonomy places the organism in Eukaryota, Metazoa, Rotifera, Eurotatoria, Philodinida, Philodinidae.
AUGUCUCGAAUGAUGCAAGAGCCAAUAUCAUGGACAUCAAUACCAAGAGCCGAUGUUGAUGUUAUUGAACAUUUGAAAUCAGUUGAUUCAUUAUUGAUCAAUCAUGGAUUUUCUUUGAAGACAGUAUUGACUAACCUUCCAAUGCGACCAAAAUAUGGAAUUUUUAACAAUCAAGGCGAACAAAUAUUUUCUGCAUUUGAAGAAUCAGACUUAUUUCAACGUAUUUGUUGUACAAAUGAGCGAGAAUUUACUAUGCAUGAAUUUAUUCGAGUUCAUCGUGAAUUACAAACUUGUUCAGGAUGUUGCUGUUGUGGUAGUUGUGAAAGUUGUAUGCAACAAGUUACCGUUGAGUGUCCACCAGGACAAAUUAUCGGCACUGUUCAACAAGAAGGCAGUUUUUCUGGUAUGCAUUAUGUUAUUAAAGAUGUAAAUAAUACAUCGAUGUUAACUAUAAUGGGGCCAUGCUGUAUUUGUAACGGGGCUUAUUCUUGUGGUUGUGAAAAUAAAUAUACAUUAUUGGGUACUGAUCGAAUAACAGAAAUUGGGGCUAUUAAUAAGAAAUAUCCGGAGAGUAUGCAAGUCACUUCAGCAAAUCCUAUCGCCUUUACAGUCAAUUUUCCAUUGAAUCUUGAUACUAAAAUGAAAAUACUUAUACUUGCUGCUCUUUUUCUUAUUGACAUCGGAAACUAUAAGAUGAUUCGUUUACGAAAUUAA